This is a messenger RNA of Capsicum annuum, 1226 nucleotides long. Its product is annotated as probable aquaporin NIP-type. The transcript is spliced from 5 exons. The coding region runs from base 232 to 1074 and encodes 280 amino acids. Gene Ontology annotation, molecular function: channel activity. The record is from RefSeq and is a predicted model, not a curated record. Gene Ontology annotation, cellular component: membrane. NCBI's taxonomy places the organism in Eukaryota, Viridiplantae, Streptophyta, Magnoliopsida, Solanales, Solanaceae. Gene Ontology annotation, biological process: transmembrane transport.
CUAACUUGGACUUUUAAUUAGAUUGGUCAAUCAUUUUUACUUCUUCCAAGAAAUUCUCCAAUUGUCUGUAUCUUUUUCCUUAUAUAUAGCGGACAUGAAUAAACAAGAGAGAAAUUUUCUUUUAGCACCCUUUAUACAUUGAAAAUUUCACUUGAAAUUAAAUACUACAACCAUUAUAGGUCUUGUUGAAGGUCGGUAUAAUCCUUAAUUUCCAGCUUGAAGGCUUAAAUUAUGGCAGCAAAUAUUGAUGGUAUCCAAGAAAAAGAAAUGUCCAAAAUGGAAGAAGGCAUCAAUAAUAUUUAUUCGUCGUCCCAAUCAAACAUUAGCCGUGGAAACACUAGUAGCGCAGAAUUUUGUUCAUCACCUAACGUUGUAACUGUUGUACAAAAGUUGGUUGCCGAAGCAAUUGGCACGUUCUUCAUUAUAUUUGCCGGAUGUGGAUCAGUUGCGGUGAAUAAAUUGUACGAUGAAAGUAUAACGUUUCCAGGAGUAUGCGUUACAUGGGGCCUAAUUGUGAUGGUCAUGAUUUACUCUGUGGGACACGUAUCGGGUGGUCAUUUUAAUCCUGCUGUCACAAUCACUUUCACCAUCUUUCGUCAAUUUUCAUGGAAACUAGCACCUUUGUACAUAAUAGCUCAGGUAACAGGGUCGAUUCUUGCAAGCGGCACAUUAGCCUUAUUGUUGGACGUGACUUCAAAAUCUUAUUUUGGUACACUUCCAGUUGGAUCUAAUGGACAAUCUUUGGCUAUUGAAAUCAUCAUUUCAUUCCUCCUUAUGUUCGUAAUUUCCGGAGUUUCCACAGAUGAUAGAGCGGUAGGACAACUUGAUGGAUUGGCAGUUGGAAUGACGAUAACUUUGAACGUCUUUGUUGCCGGGCCAAUUUCAGGAGCAUCAAUGAACCCAGCAAGGAGCAUUGGUCCAGCUAUUGUGAAGCAAGUCUAUAAAGGUCUCUGGGUGUAUAUAAUUGGGCCACUCACAGGAACUGUGGCAGGAGCAUUUGUAUACAACUUAAUUAGAUUUACAGAUAAACCACUUCUUCAACUAGUUAAAAUUGGAUCCUUUCUUCGAAAUUAAGAUUAAUGUAAAAUAAUUCAAAUAAGUAUUUAGAUUAUAGGGUGAAUAUAUUUUUCACUUUUUGUAAAUCUCUUCUAUGAUUCAAAACAAUAACGAAACGUGUAGCAUGAACUUCUACAUUGUACAUCUUUUGAUUAAAAAAUUUAAUUUUA